AUCUUCUUCUUUUCUUUUUUAGUUUAUCUUCUUCCUUCUGUUUCAAUGUCAAAUAUCAAAGUUGAUGAAGGUAACGGCUUCUCCUCUGAAGCUCAACACAGCUUCCAUGGCUCCAACUCUUUGCUUCCGACUAACAGCAACGCCUCGACUGCUCCGAAAGACCAACCGCACACGGUGCCUCCGCCUGCGAAGAAGAAACGGAGCCUCCCGGGCACUCCUGAUCCAAAUGCAGAAGUGAUUGCUUUAUCACCAAAGUCACUUCUAGCCACGAAUCGAUUCGUGUGUGAAAUCUGCAACAAAGGGUUCCAAAGAGAUCAGAACCUUCAGCUCCAUCGUCGGGGCCAUAAUCUGCCAUGGAAGCUGAAGCAAAGAACCACAACUGAGAUUCGGAAAAGGGUUUACGUUUGCCCGGAGCCUUCGUGCGUACACCACAACCCGGCUCGAGCACUAGGCGAUCUCACGGGGAUCAAGAAACAUUUCUGUCGAAAACAUGGCGAGAAGAAAUGGAAAUGCGAUAAGUGUUCGAAGAAAUAUGCCGUGCAAUCUGAUUGGAAAGCUCAUUCGAAGACCUGUGGCACAAAGGAAUACAAAUGUGACUGUGGCACCAUUUUCUCCAGAAGGGACAGUUUUAUAACGCAUAGAGCUUUUUGUGAUGCCCUAACCGAAGAAAACAACAAAGCAAGCCAAGAACUUGUAGUACCAAACAGUGGACCGACAAAUCUACAAGGCCAAGUUAUUGCCGCUGCCGCUGAUCAACUCAUACCUGCAAUUCCCAUCAAUAACAAUCCCAACAUAUCAGAUCCAUUCGGCAAUGACACUAAAAGCUCUUUGCAGCCGUUAAACAUGGCGGGGACCAUGUUUUCAAACGGUCACGGAAGCCUGUUCGGUGGAGUGAAACCCGGCAAUCUUCCGUUGACGAGGUUAUUUGACGGAAACAGCGGUCACCUCUUUUCCGGCUCGGCCUCCGUGUCCGCCACUGCAUUGUUGCAGAAAGCAGCUCAAAUGGGUGCAACCGCAAGUAGCAGCAGCCUCAACACUCCGUUGAUUAACCAAAGUUUGGUCACCACAAGUACCAUGGCACCACCAUCGUUUGUUUCAAUGCAAACUCGGGAUAACAACAAUCAAUCGGAUUUUUUCAAUGCAAAUGGAGGGAUUGAUCAAAUUUUUUCCGGGAUUUUCGAGCAAAACAAUGCAAGUAGUUUUGGUUUAUCAGGUUUCAGUGCUGAUAUGAUGACUGUUGAUUUCUUAGGGAUUGGGGGAUCGAGACCGACGAAUGUACUUGAGAAACAGCAUCAUCAGCAGCAGCAACAACAAGAUUUGGAUCAGUUGGGAGGAAUUGGGGAAGGUAGGGUUCUAGGGUUGAGUCAUUUUCAGCAACAUGCAGUGUUGGAGAAACCAAUGUGGAAAGUUUAAAAA
This is a messenger RNA of Hibiscus syriacus, 1416 nucleotides long. Its product is annotated as zinc finger protein GAI-ASSOCIATED FACTOR 1-like. The coding region runs from base 46 to 1413 and encodes 455 amino acids. The transcript has 4 exons. Gene Ontology annotation, molecular function: DNA-binding transcription factor activity. NCBI's taxonomy places the organism in Eukaryota, Viridiplantae, Streptophyta, Magnoliopsida, Malvales, Malvaceae. The record is from RefSeq and is a predicted model, not a curated record. Gene Ontology annotation, cellular component: nucleus.